CUGAUGGCGUCACUCACGUGGAGUUGAAUUACACAUCUUUUGUAACAUUCGUGAAACUGAUGUUACAAAACCCAAGACGGAGCUCACGUAAUCAUAAAAUUCGUGACCAUGAGCCAUAACUGCAUUCACUGGUUCCGCAAGGGCUUGCGUUUGCAUGACAACCCUGCUCUUAUCGCUGCCUUGAAGGACUGUAGACACAUCUACCCACUGUUCCUGCUGGACCCCUGGUACCCCAACAACACCCGAAUCGGCAUUAACCGAUGGAGAUUUCUGAUCGAAGCGCUCAAAGACCUCGAUUCCAGUCUGAGGAAACUCAACUCCAGGCUCUUUGUUCUCAGAGGGACACCCACAGACAUCCUCCCAAAGUUCUUUGAGAAAUGGAAGAUCACGCGCUUGACUUUUGAAGUUGAUACAGAACCGUACAGUCAGAGCAGAGACAACGAGGUCAUGAAGUUAGCCGAGGAACACCGUGUGGAAGUUAUUUCAAAGAUAUCCCACACCCUCUACAACAUUGACAGGAUUAUCGACGAGAACAACGGAAAGCCUCCAUUGACUUACGUUCGGUUCCAGACUGUGGUCAGAAACCUCGGGUCACCCAAAAAACCUGUUCCUGCUCCAACCGAAGAGGACGUGAAGGAUGUGUUCACGCCAUUUUCUAAGAACCAUGAGGAGGAGUUUGGGAUUCCAACUCUUGAAGAUCUUGGGUUGGACACAUCAUGUUUAGGACCAGAUCUGUUUCCAGGGGGUGAGACAGAAGCUCUGCGCAGGCUGGAUGAGCACAUGCAGAGAACGGGUUGGGUUUGCAGCUUUGAAAAACCACAGACGUCCCCCAACGCUUUAAUCCCCAGCACUACCGUCCUGAGUCCCUACGUCCGAUUUGGCUGUUUAUCUGCACGCACCUUCUGGUGGAGGCUCACGGAUGUGUACAGAGGGAAAAAGCACUCUGAUCCUCUGGUGUCUCUGCACGGACAAAUGCUCUGGAGAGAGUUCUUCUACACCGCAGCUGUCGGGAUCCCAAACUUCAACAAGAUGGAAGGCAACUCUCACUGCGUCCAGGUGGACUGGGACGAUAAUCCUGAGCACCUGGCGGCAUGGAGGGAGGCCCGCACAGGGUUCCCUUUCAUUGACGCCAUCAUGACACAGCUGCGACAGGAGGGAUGGAUCCAUCACCUGGCGCGGCAUGCGGUUGCAUGUUUCCUGACUCGAGGAGACUUGUGGAUAAAUUGGGAGGAGGGCCAGAAGGUGUUUGAAGAGUUACUGCUGGAUGCUGAUUGGUCGUUAAAUGCCGGAAACUGGCAGUGGCUCUCAGCCAGCGCGUUUUUUCAUCAGUACUUCAGGGUUUACUCUCCUAUCACCUUUGGAAAGAAAACGGAUAAAUAUGGAGAUUACAUCAAGAAAUAUCUUCCAGUGCUGAAGAAAUUUCCAGCCGAGUACAUAUAUGAACCCUGGAAGGCUCCUCGGAGCGUUCAGGAAAGAGCAGGGUGCAUUGUGGGAAAAGAUUAUCCUCGUCCUAUCGUGGAGCAUGAAGUCGUACAUAAAAAGAAUAUUCAGAGAAUGAAGGCAGCAUAUGCGAAGCGCUCUCCAGAAGAUCAGGAUGACAAAACAAAGACAAAAGGUAAAGCGAAUGAACGUAUUAAGGACAUGUUUGAAAAGAAGGCAAAAAGAUAAAAUCACCAGACUGAACAGAUUUCAUUAUUUGUGGGUCAAAUAUUGUCCUUUGUACUCUUC
Messenger RNA from Triplophysa rosa, 1728 nucleotides. It is a transcript of the gene cry5, whose product is annotated as cryptochrome circadian regulator 5. Bases 109 to 1668 code for a protein of 519 amino acids. Gene Ontology annotation, molecular function: DNA binding; FAD binding. NCBI's taxonomy places the organism in Eukaryota, Metazoa, Chordata, Actinopteri, Cypriniformes, Nemacheilidae. The transcript has 11 exons. Gene Ontology annotation, cellular component: nucleus; cytoplasm. Gene Ontology annotation, biological process: entrainment of circadian clock by photoperiod; circadian regulation of gene expression. The record is from RefSeq and is a predicted model, not a curated record.